AUGGACGAUUUUGCUGAUUUUGACAAAUUGCUUGGCAAAUGGGCAUAUGAGAGUUCGGACAAUUUUGAUAAUUAUAUGAAACAUGUUGGUGUUGGUCUUAUUACUCGUAAGAUGGCUUGUGCUCAGAAACCGACUUUAAUUAUAACUCGAGAUGAAAAUAAGAUAAAAAUUGUCACUGAAUCAACUUUCAAAACAAUUGUAUUAGAAUUUGAAUUGGGGAAAGAAUUUGAUGAAACAACAGGAGAUGGAAGAAAGAUGAAAAGUAUAUUCUUUAUGGAAAAUGGGAAACUGAUCCAAGAACAGAAAAAAAUCAAUCCUGAAGAUAAAGAUUCAAGAUUUGAACGAUACGUUGAUGAAAAUGGGACUUUCGUUAUCGUAUGUACAUCGAUUUUUUUAAGCACUUAA
This is a messenger RNA of Dracunculus medinensis (Guinea worm), 405 nucleotides long. The record is from the annotation of a GenBank genome assembly. Lineage: Eukaryota; Metazoa; Nematoda; Chromadorea; Rhabditida; Dracunculidae.